GAAAUCUAUGUCGACUUCCAUAUUUUUUUAGCUAUAAAAGAUAAUGACUUUUCAAUAUAUAGGUUCUCGACAUGUGACAAAUUAAGAAAUCUAUGUCGACUUCCAAAUUAUAGAUUAUUGAAACUUAAAAUAUAUAAAUUGAAGAUUUAUUUUCCACUUGCUUCGUAAAGUCUAAGAAGAGCUAUUGGCACAUAUUAGGGAAUCUUCUUUUACAUGCAUGCUCCUAAAUACGUCUGAAAAGAAAUAAUUACCCUUCCUUUACAUUACUCCAGAAAUGCACAAGAAUUUUCUUUCUUAUAUGUGUUUCACACGGGAUUUCUUAUUUGCGGUUCGAAGAUAUAUGUUUUUUUUUUCUUAUAGGGAUCAUGAUUAAUUUGAUUAAAGCAAAGGAAAAGCAGAAGGAAGCUGCUGCAAAUGCAGAUAAACCACAAGCUAAGAAGCAAACUGCAACAGAAUUACGCCUUCAUAGAGAUAUUAGUGAACUAAAUCUACCCCCAACAUGUACCAUAGAGUUUCCCAACGGAAAAGAUGAUCUCAUGUACUUCGAAGUCACCAUUAUCCCCGAUGAAGGAUAUUAUAUGGGUGGAGCAUUUCCAUUUUCUUUCCAAAUUCCUCCGGUCUAUCCUCACGACCCUCCAAAGGUUAAGUGCAAGAUAAAGGUUUACCACCCGAAUAUUGAUGACGAAGGAAAUGUGUGUCUUAACAUUCUUCGAGAGGACUGGAAACCUGUGCUCAAUAUCAACGCUGUAGUCUAUGGCUUAUAUCAUUUGUUCACGGAACCAAAUCCUGAUGAUCCCCUGAAUCAUGAUGCAGCUGCUCAGCUGAGAGACAAACCACAGGACUUCGGGUCCGAUGUUAGGUUUUCAAUGGAGGGAGGAUAUGUACAUGGCACAAGCUAUUAUCGUUGCUUAUAGGUAGAGGCGGAUCGGGAUUUCAAGAAGAUGAAUAUACUAUAAAGAAGAGGUGGAUUCAGGAUUUAAAUUUAAUGGGCUCACCCUUUAAAUCGUUACUAUUAAACUCAUUGCACCUUCGAAAUUAUAGGUUCAAAAUUAUUAUUUUCUAAUUUUUUUCACAUAUAUAUAAGCAUAACUAUACGUCAUGUCAAAAAAGUUGUGAUCAGUUUAUCCCAUUGACUAUAUGCUACCCCCUCUACCGCUGCUAGUUUUAAUAUAAAUAUUUGGUAAUAAUUGUAUAAAAUUUUACAUUGAUAAAUGGAGUAGGAAUAAGAAUUUCAUUAUGUCAAACUUGG
Molecule: messenger RNA, 1249 nt
Organism: Lycium ferocissimum
Lineage: Eukaryota; Viridiplantae; Streptophyta; Magnoliopsida; Solanales; Solanaceae
Product: NEDD8-conjugating enzyme Ubc12-like
Exons: 5
Coding region: 366-914 (182 amino acids)
Biological process (GO): protein neddylation
Cellular component (GO): nucleus
Molecular function (GO): NEDD8 transferase activity
Source: RefSeq, a predicted model, not a curated record